AUGUCACGGAAAAAGAAAGAGGAGUAUCACCGCUUCUUCACCGUCAGCGACUCCCGCACUCAUGAGAAGGGCCACACGGAGUACAAGAUCACCGCCAGGUUUGUUUCCCAGAGUCAUCCGGAAGACGUGAAGGAGGUGGUUGUCUGGAGGAGGUUUUCUGAGCUCAAGAAGCUUCAUGGAGAGCUGGCCUACACUCACAGGAACCUGUUCAGACGACAAGAGGAGUUCCCCCCUUUCCCUCGGGCACAAGUCUUUGGGAGAUUUGAAGAGGCGGUCAUAGAGGAGAGACGGAGAGCUGCAGAGGUCAUGUUUAGCUUCACCACCACAAUACCAGCUCUGUACAACAGCCCACAGCUCAAAGACUUCUUCAGAGGUGGUGAGGUGUCGUGUCCUUUAGACCCUGCUGAAGUAGAACCAUCUGGAACAUUGCCUGCCCCUCUUAUCCCCCUGCCAAAACGUCGCCCCUCAGACUGUCAGCCGGCAGAUGAAGAAACAGGACGCGAGGCUCCGACUUUACCCCAAGAUCUAGGAAACAACCUGAGCUUAGAGCUGGGGGAGCCUGAGGUCGCGGCUGAAGCCCUCUGUGAGAUGGGGGGGUCUCCUGGAGGACAAAGUGACCCAGAGCUGGAUGACAGAGUUCCAUCCCCGUUUCGAAUGGGGGAUUUGCAGGAGUCGCAGGAGGAGCUGAAUUCUCUGUUUGAUUCAGAGGUAGAAGAUCCACCUCCACAGACUGAAGUCACUCCACUGCCAAUGUGUGACCACGACCUCGCUGCCUUUGACCCUUUCUAUAAACAAGGUCACUCUGAUCACUGCAGUGACCACUCAGAGCUGUUCUCUCUGCCCUUGGACAUCAGCACGAACACAGGGGCUGAAUAUGUGACCGCUGCCUCUGCUCAGCUGACCACAGCCAUGGGACAAGAGAAGGACGGGGACUUUAGUGCCGCCAUAGUCUCCUACAGGACAGCAGUCCACACUCUGAUCACUGGAGUCCAAGGAGAUCCAGAGCCACUGCGCCGGGAGGCUGUGAUUAGAAGGACGUCCCACUACCUGAAGCACGUGGAGAGCCUGCUGGAAAUGCACCCCUCACCCACACACUCGCAGACAUAG
Molecule: messenger RNA, 1107 nt
Organism: Knipowitschia caucasica
Lineage: Eukaryota; Metazoa; Chordata; Actinopteri; Gobiiformes; Gobiidae
Source: the annotation of a GenBank genome assembly